Molecule: messenger RNA, 1242 nt
Organism: Candidula unifasciata
Lineage: Eukaryota; Metazoa; Mollusca; Gastropoda; Stylommatophora; Geomitridae
Source: the annotation of a GenBank genome assembly
AUGGCUGCUACAGUGCCAGUAACCAGAGCAGAUGCCCAGGAUGAUAGUGAAACAACUUUGGAUCUCAGGCUGCCUACAGAAUCCCCAUCACCAACACAUGAUCACAGUGAAUCUGCAGUGCUGUCUAUGGGGGGCCUGAAGUCAGAGGAGUCGCCUACAGCAGUUAAUGAAUCAAAGUAUUGCUUUUCACAAAUUGACCUGGCCGGCAGAUUUGAGGAUUCAAAUAAGAUGUACAUUUGCCAUCUGUGUGAUUUCCGAACAGCUUUCAGAAACAGUCUGUUGAACCACCAGGCAGUGCAUUCAGAUUUCAGACCAUGGGUGUGCAAUGUGUGUGAAUAUGCUGCCAAGAGGAAACAAGACUUGAAGAAACACUUGCAUACCAUCCAUGGCUUGAUGGUUGAGUCAACAAUGUUGAAACCUGUGGGCUUACCAAGCAUCCACUCCACAAUCACCUCUGGACUGUUGUCCAGAGGAGAGAGUGGAGAGGAGAAUUCCUGGGAUGGUAUUAAAGGAAACAAAAUUUCAGAGCUGGAUACAGUGUACACUAACUCGCACUUCCUUCAGCCAGUGACUGACCUGCCAGGAGCAGACAUCAUGACCGUCUCCAUCAAACAGGAGCAGCUAGAGUUGACUGGUCAGAAACCACUGCCCAGUAUGUGCAACUUCAUCAGCAGAAGCCCACCAGAGUCUGAGUGUGACCUGCCCAUUUCAUUUCCAUCAGUUCACAUUUCUAAAGACAACAUGGCUACUCAUGCACAGAGCAUGUCCAAGCUGUCAGAGUCAUCACUGCGUUCGAGAAGUUACACUUCUCUUUCAGAUAAAGCCAAGACCUCUAAAGACAGCAAAGUUUCCCUCAACUUUUCUAAGCAGACACUGGACUGUGAUUUUCCUCUACAUAGCUUCUCAACACCAACCAGAAAACGACUUCGCAGUAAUCCCGUUGACAGUCAGUCGUACACAGAAACAUCGCAGGAACAUUUAACACCCCCGGUAAAAUCUGCCAAAAUGGUGGACUGUGAUGAGCUUCCUUGCAGCAGCUCUGUUGGUGCUUGUCACAGCCGAAGCAACCAGACGCAGACUUCAUUUCUGUGUGAAUUCUGUGACAUCAUGUUCUUCCAGAGAGCCAUGUACCUGAUGCAUGCUGGUCUACAUUCGGCUGACAACCCUUGGUGCUGUGCUGUGUGUGGUAGCAGCUUUACAGAAAAGUAUAGUUUCACUUCACAUUUCAUCAACCAGCACUGA